AUGCGCGGGCUGCUCUCUCGCAUCCACGUUAUUCCCGCGGGUCCCGGGGUGACGCCGGUGGAGCUCCGAGAGUCGGCCUCCGUGGCCGAGAGGGUUCAGGAGUGGGAGGCCCAGAGGAGUUCGGCGGACGACGCCAGAGGCGAUCCCGGCACUUUGAUCGAACUGGCUUGCGGAGAGGAGGAGGACCUGAUCGAGCUCAGGGAAGAGGACGGGGCUGACGAACAGGACCGGAUGCUCCUCCAGGAGUUGGCGACCUGGGGCCCAGGUCCCGGGGACGAAGACUACAGUCCGACAUCCUCGUUCGCCACGGCCGGACCGACUCCAGGCGGGCCCCGGCGGGGCCAAGAGGCUCUUGUAGUGAUUGAGGUCGACGAUCUCAUUGUUUCUUGCGAACCCUCAUAUGAGAGUGAGCUCAAGAAGUUGCUGACCAGCCGUUUCCAUUUCGGUAAAUUGCAGGUCGGUGAGGCCGAAUACGCGGGGAGAAGGAUCCGCCAGCAGCCUGAUGGGCGCAUUCUCGUCGACCAGGAAAAGUAUAUCCUGGAGCAGGUCCGCCCCAUGAGACUCGACAAGGAGCGUGUUAAAUGUCCCGAGGAGUUGCUCGAUGCAGGAGAGCUCCGAGACUAUCGCGGCCUAGUGGCGAAGAUUCUCUGGGCGGCCCGCCAGUCUCGUCCCGACGUGUCCGGAUCCGCCUCGAUGCUGAGCGCCGAAUGCCCACAGGUCAAGAUAGCCUCGGCUCCCAUGGCUAACAAGGUAGCUCGCCACCUCCGGUGCACGGCCAGCUCCUGUCUGACGAUUUGGCCCUUGGACCUGAGUGCCGUGACCAUGGUCACGUGCAGUGAUGCGGGGGGCCCCGGGUCCGCUAAAAGAGACGGUGCUCAAGGAGGCUGGCUCGUGAUGCUAGGGGACUCCAGGAUCAAAGACAAUCGUCGCUCUCGUGUUUCGCUCUUGUCUUGGAGAAGCCAGAGGCUCCGUCGAGUCGUCUCGUCCACUUUAUCGGCGGAGACGUUGAGUCUUUCCGGGGCUCUCGCCGAGGGACAGUGGUUGUGGCUCGUUUUCCGGGAUGCCUUGUAUGGAGAUGUGAGGGGGCCUGAAUGGUGGAACUCAGGGACGUCCUGCCCCUUUGCCGUCGCGCUCGUCGACGAGUGUGCCAUCGCCGAGGCUUCCGAGGGCGUCGCCGUAGUCGAUGCGAAGUCCCUCUUCGAUACGCUGUCCAAGAACUGCGGGGGUGCCAAGGCAGACCGCCGCAACGCCAUCGAGAUGGCGAUAGUCCGGGACUCGAUGACAGCCGAGGGGACACUGGUGAGGUGGGUUCCACACUGCAAGAUGCCUGCUGACGCUCUGACCAAGGUCGACCCAGGACGAGGGAAUGUUGCUCUGACUGAUCUCAUGCACAAGGGGAUGCUGGCGCUAACGGACGAGUCUGGAUCGCUCGACGAGCGGUCUCUCGACCUGUCGCUGAAAUCCCGGACUCGGAAUGCAUCACGACAGGCUCUACAGAGAGAGUCCCAGCCCACUGAGGCUGGCGAGGACGCAGAGGAGGCUGAGGAGGAGAGAGGAGGAGGAGGGCGCCCCGCCAGGACGCCGAGGAGGUCGCCCUCGCGUUCGCCUGGCCUGCCGGGCCCAGUACCCUCCGACCCGGGCCCGGAACCGAUGGGGGGAGAGGGAAGGGGCGUGGUCCGUGGAUCUUAG
Prorocentrum cordatum is the source of this 1689-nucleotide messenger RNA. Lineage: Eukaryota; Dinophyceae; Prorocentrales; Prorocentraceae. The record is from the annotation of a GenBank genome assembly.